AUGACAGACUUGACCCCACUAUUUACACAAUGUGUGAACAUUGUUCAAACUGAACUUAAACCCAAGAAACAACUACAUCCCCAAGAGAAACCUUUGUAUCUAAUUAAGGACAGCUUUAAUAAAGAAUGCGUUGAAUUUUACCACGUUUUAAGCAGCUUGUGUCAGUUCAUUACGGAAAUAAGAGCCGAGUAUCUCGCUGUAUCAGAUAAUGCUUCCAACUCCGCCUCCAAGGACAAAAUUGACGAAGAGUUCAAUACCAGAGUACAGCAAUGUUUUAAAAAACUCGGAGCCUUGGAGUCGUACGAGACAAAGCGACAGCAAAUGGUCAAGGCAACGUUGCUGAAGCGGUGGUUUUUCCAAGAUAACGGCGAACAAGAUUUAUAUUUCGAGACUGAGGCAAGCCACAGACACCAGGUCUUGCGGUUCUUGAUGGAGUCGCUCGUUAAUUUAUCCAAAACGUAUGAAAAGAUGCAACGUAAACGAAUCCAACGUGAAAAACAACUAAAUUCAUUAAAUUUUCAAAACAUCAAUGACGAGUUGGAGAAGGAUUUAGAUAAUUCGAAAAUGUUCACUAGUCUAGACCAAAUACAACAGGAUAUCGAAAAGAAGGAGGAAAUACCGCAAUUCGAAUUGAGUCAGGAACAGAUUCAAGAAUUGGAAUCUGAGAAUAAAGAAUUGCUCAAUUUGAAAACAACUCAAUUAAAACAAGUGGAUAAUAUUCAACAAUCUAUACUUGAUAUAGUAAAUAUCCAAAAUGAAUUGAGUUUCAAACUACAAGAACAAGGCGAUCAGAUAAAUAAUCUAAUGGACACACACUCGGAAGUGGAGUUUGAGGUCAAGGAAGGUAAUCGAACCUUGAACAAGGCAACAAGAAAGAACAAAAGAGGAGCAAAUUAUCUAGUUUCUAUUUGCAUUCUAUUAGGCUGUCUUUUGGUGAUUAUAGACUUUUUAAAGUUUAUAUAG
Lodderomyces margitis is the source of this 963-nucleotide messenger RNA. It is a transcript of the gene UFE1, whose product is annotated as Ufe1p. Gene Ontology annotation, biological process: retrograde vesicle-mediated transport, Golgi to endoplasmic reticulum. The record is from RefSeq and is a predicted model, not a curated record. Lineage: Eukaryota; Fungi; Ascomycota; Pichiomycetes; Serinales; Debaryomycetaceae. The transcript has a single exon. Bases 1 to 963 code for a protein of 320 amino acids. Gene Ontology annotation, cellular component: endoplasmic reticulum; SNARE complex.